AUGAAGCCGACCUUGUUGGCUACGUUGAAGAGCAACAACUAUUUGCUUAACUGUCUUCUGGCCAUGUCAGCACAGGAGCGUGGUGGCUGCUUCGGGAUCAACAUCCGCGAAGACGGCACUGUUGCCGAGGGUUGCGUGGCCAACUGUGCAAUCGUGACUGCCGACAAGGUUUUCAUAACGCCUCCGUUUGAGGGCAUCCUUGCCGGAACAACGGUACGCAAGGCCAUGGACUUGGCAAAGAAGCACCUCGUGGGAGAGGGGAAGGUCUUGCGCGAGAUCCGCCAGGAGACGAUGCACAAGGAGCAGCUCUUCUCAGCGCAAGAGGUGAUUAUGUGUUCCGGCGAUCUUGGCAUUAAUCCCGCGAUAACACUGGAUGGCCAGCGAGUGGGCAAUGGGGAGGUUGGCCCUGUGGCCCGUGAGCUGAAGCGCCUCAUAUGGGAGGAUGCAUAUGAUGGCGCGGAGGAGCACAUCCAACUGUCGUACGAGUGA
Symbiodinium natans is the source of this 489-nucleotide messenger RNA. Lineage: Eukaryota; Dinophyceae; Suessiales; Symbiodiniaceae. The record is from the annotation of a GenBank genome assembly.